GGCUCCUCAGCCGUCGCAGGCGCGUCGCUGCCCCCGCGGGACUCCGGGCGAGCCUGGAGGAGACCCCCUCUCCUUUCGGGGGCGACUUUUGUUUGCUUGCCGGCUUCUUUCGGGUGACUUUUGCGGCUUUCCAAGAUCUGUGCCGGCAGCGCACGGAAUCCGCCGAGCCGCUGCGUGCAGGCCCUUUUUUUUUCUUUUGAGGUCCGCUUUCUUUGUAACUUUACGCCGCGGCUGCUCGGGUUACUUUUGUAAUUUCCCGCCCCCGCCCGCUGGCGGUCCUGGAGUCGCUCGGGGCCGUGGCCCGGGGGAUGCAACGUGGACCGCGCGGGGCUGCCGGCCGCACCGCCGCCGCGCUUCGCCGCCCGCUGCGCUAGAGCCCGUGCCCCACCGGCGGCCAGAGGGCUGGCGCUCGGUCCGGGGCUCCCUCUAGAGCAGGGAGCCCGAGCCCAAGGGAGUCUCGGGAGCCGACGAAGAGCUCUUUAGACCCUGACUUUUUCCGGGCCGCGCAGAUUUUGUCUUUGAGCGCUCCCUCUCCGCGGACCACGGUCCGCGCGCUCUUGGCGCCCGCGAUGGGGAGACGGCGGCGGCUGUGUCUCCAGCCGUACUUCGUGUGGCUGGGCUGCGUGGCGCUCUGGGCGCAGGGCACUGCCGGCCAGCCCCAGCCUCCGCCGCCCAAGCUGCCCCGGCCCCAGCUGCCGUCGCAACAGGUCCGGCCGGCGGCGGCAGGCUCUGAAGGCGGGUUCGCGGUGCCCGACUACCGGGAGGAGGGCACCGCGGCGGCCAGCCGCGUCCGCAGGCGAGGACAGCAGGACGUGCUCCGAGGGCCCAACGUGUGCGGAUCGAGGUUCCACUCCUACUGCUGUCCAGGAUGGAAGACGCUCCCUGGAGGAAACCAAUGCAUUGUCCCAAUUUGUAGAAAUAGUUGUGGAGAUGGAUUUUGUUCCCGUCCUAACAUGUGUACUUGUUCCAGUGGCCAAAUAUCACCAACAUGUGGAUCAAAAUCAAUUCAGCAGUGCAGUGUGAGAUGCAUGAAUGGUGGAACCUGUGCAGAUGACCACUGUCAGUGCCAGAAAGGAUAUAUCGGAACUUAUUGUGGACAACCUGUCUGUGAAAAUGGAUGUCAGAAUGGUGGACGUUGUAUUGGACCCAACCGCUGUGCUUGUGUUUAUGGAUUCACUGGUCCGCAGUGUGAAAGAGAUUACAGGACAGGCCCAUGUUUCACUCAGGUCAACAACCAAAUGUGCCAAGGGCAGCUGACAGGCAUUGUCUGCACGAAGACUUUGUGCUGUGCCACCAUCGGGAGGGCCUGGGGCCACCCCUGUGAGAUGUGUCCCGCCCAGCCUCAGCCCUGCCGACGGGGCUUCAUCCCUAAUGUCCGCACUGGAGCUUGCCAAGAUGUUGAUGAAUGCCAGGCUAUUCCUGGGAUAUGUCAGGGAGGAAACUGCAUCAAUACCGUGGGCUCUUUUGAAUGCAAAUGCCCUGCUGGUCACAAGCAGAGUGAAACUACUCAGAAAUGUGAAGACAUCGAUGAGUGCAGCGUCAUUCCUGGGAUAUGUGAAACUGGCGAAUGCUCCAACACCGUGGGAAGCUAUUUUUGCAUUUGUCCACGUGGAUAUGUAACCUCAACAGAUGGCUCUCAGUGCAUCGAUCAAAGAACAGGCACAUGUUUCUCGGGCCUGGUGAAUGGUCGCUGCGCACAAGAGCUCCCAGGCAGAAUGACAAAAAUGCAAUGCUGCUGUGAGCCUGGCCGCUGCUGGGGCCUUGGAACCAUCCCUGAAGCCUGUCCCGUGAGAGGCUCUGAGGAAUACCGCAGGCUUUGCAUGGAUGGACUUCCAAUAGGAGGGAUUCCAGGGAAUGCUGGUUCCAGACCUGGAGGCCCUGGGGGGAAUGGCUUUGCCCCGAGUGGCAAUGGCAAUGGUUAUGGCCCAGGAGGGACCGGCUUCAUCCCCAUCCCCGGAGGCAAUGGCUUUUCUCCUGGCGUCGGGGGAGCGGGCGUAGGGGCCGGGGGACAGGGACCCAUCAUCACUGGGCUAACUAUUCUGAACCAGACAAUAGAUAUCUGUAAGCACCAUGCUAAUCUCUGUUUAAAUGGACGCUGCAUACCUACUGUUUCUAGCUACCGAUGUGAAUGCAACAUGGGCUAUAAGCAGGACGCAAAUGGGGAUUGCAUAGAUGUUGAUGAAUGCACAUCAAAUCCCUGCACUAAUGGAGAUUGUGUUAACACACCUGGAUCCUAUUAUUGUAAAUGUCACGCUGGGUUCCAGAGGACUCCUACCAAGCAGGCAUGCAUUGAUAUCGAUGAGUGCAUCCAGAAUGGGGUUCUUUGUAAAAACGGUCGAUGUGUGAACACAGAUGGAAGUUUCCAGUGCAUUUGCAAUGCCGGUUUUGAAUUAACUACAGAUGGAAAAAACUGUGUUGAUCAUGACGAAUGUACAACUACCAACAUGUGUUUGAAUGGGAUGUGUAUUAACGAAGAUGGCAGCUUCAAGUGCAUCUGCAAACCAGGAUUUGUCUUGGCUCCAAAUGGCCGUUACUGCACUGAUGUUGACGAGUGCCAGACCCCAGGAAUCUGUAUGAAUGGGCAUUGUAUCAACAACGAAGGGUCCUUCCGCUGCGACUGUCCCCCAGGCCUGGCUGUGGGCGUGGAUGGACGUGUGUGUGUCGAUACUCACAUGCGCAGUACAUGCUAUGGUGGAAUCAAGAAAGGAGUGUGUGUCCGUCCCUUCCCGGGUGCAGUGACCAAGUCGGAAUGCUGCUGUGCCAACCCCGACUAUGGUUUUGGAGAGCCCUGCCAGCCGUGCCCUGCCAAAAAUUCAGCUGAAUUCCAUGGUCUGUGUAGUAGUGGAGUGGGAAUCACAGUGGAUGGAAGAGAUAUCAAUGAGUGUGCUUUGGAUCCCGAUAUAUGUGCCAAUGGAAUUUGUGAAAACUUACGUGGUAGUUACCGUUGUAAUUGCAACAGUGGCUAUGAACCAGAUGCCUCUGGAAGAAACUGUAUUGACAUCGAUGAGUGCUUGGUAAACAGACUGCUCUGUGACAAUGGCCUGUGCCGAAACACACCUGGAAGUUACAGUUGCACCUGCCCACCUGGGUAUGUGUUCAGGACAGAAACGGAGACGUGUGAAGAUAUAAAUGAAUGUGAAAGCAACCCCUGUGUCAACGGGGCCUGCAGGAAUAACCUUGGAUCUUUCAAUUGUGAAUGUUCUCCUGGCAGCAAACUCAGCUCCACGGGAUUGAUCUGUAUUGACAGCCUGAAAGGGACAUGUUGGCUCAACAUCCAGGACAACCGCUGUGAGGUGAACAUUAAUGGAGCCACUCUGAAAUCCGAAUGCUGUGCCACGCUCGGAGCUGCCUGGGGGAGCCCCUGUGAGCGGUGCGAGCUAGAUACAGCUUGCCCAAGAGGCUUUGCAAGGAUCAAAGGUGUUACUUGUGAAGAUGUUAAUGAGUGUGAGGUGUUUCCUGGUGUUUGUCCAAAUGGACGCUGUGUCAAUAGCAAAGGAUCUUUUCACUGUGAGUGCCCUGAAGGCCUUACAUUGGAUGGAACUGGCCGUGUGUGCUUAGAUAUCCGCAUGGAGCAGUGUUACUUGAAGUGGGAUGAAGACGAGUGCAUCCACCCUGUUCCUGGGAAGUUCCGCAUGGACGCCUGCUGCUGUGCCGUUGGGGCAGCGUGGGGCACCGAGUGUGAGGAAUGCCCCAAACCUGGCACCAAGGAGUAUGACACCCUGUGCCCCAGGGGGCCUGGCUUUGCUAACAGAGGGGAUGUUCUUACUGGGAGGCCAUUUUACAAAGAUAUCAAUGAAUGCAAAGCUUUUCCUGGGAUGUGCACCUAUGGGAAGUGCAGAAAUACAAUUGGAAGUUUCAAGUGCCGUUGCAAUAGUGGCUUUGCUCUAGACAUGGAAGAAAGAAACUGCACAGACAUCGACGAGUGCAGGAUUUCUCCCGACCUCUGUGGAAGCGGAAUCUGUGUCAACACGCCGGGCAGCUUUGAGUGUGAGUGCUUCGAAGGCUACGAAAGUGGGUUCAUGAUGAUGAAGAACUGCAUGGACAUUGACGAAUGUGAACGUAACCCUCUCCUUUGUAGGGGUGGCACCUGUGUGAACACUGAGGGCAGCUUUCAGUGUGACUGCCCACUGGGACAUGAGCUGUCACCAUCACGUGAGGACUGUGUGGAUAUUAAUGAAUGCUCCCUGAGUGACAAUCUCUGUAGAAAUGGGAAGUGUGUGAACAUGAUUGGCACUUACCAGUGCUCCUGCAACCCUGGAUACCAGGCUACACCAGACCGCCAGGGCUGUACAGAUAUUGACGAGUGUAUGAUAAUGAAUGGAGGCUGUGACACCCAGUGCACCAAUUCAGAAGGGAGCUACGAGUGCAGCUGCAGCGAAGGCUAUGCCCUGAUGCCCGAUGGGAGAUCGUGCGCAGAUAUUGAUGAAUGUGAAAAUAAUCCUGAUAUCUGUGAUGGUGGCCAAUGUACCAACAUUCCUGGAGAAUAUCGCUGUCUGUGUUAUGAUGGCUUCAUGGCUUCAAUGGACAUGAAAACAUGCAUUGAUGUGAAUGAGUGUGACUUAAAUUCAAACAUCUGCAUGUUUGGGGAAUGUGAGAACACCAAGGGCUCCUUCAUUUGCCACUGUCAGCUGGGUUAUUCAGUGAAGAAGGGGACCACAGGAUGUACAGACGUGGAUGAGUGUGAAAUUGGUGCCCACAACUGCGACAUGCAUGCCUCAUGUCUAAAUGUCCCAGGGAGCUUCAAAUGUAGCUGCAGAGAAGGCUGGAUUGGAAAUGGCAUCAAAUGCAUUGAUCUGGACGAAUGUUCUAAUGGAACCCACCAGUGUAGCAUCAAUGCCCAGUGUGUGAACACACCGGGCUCCUACCGAUGUGCCUGCUCAGAAGGGUUCACUGGAGACGGCUUUACCUGCUCAGAUGUUGAUGAGUGUGCAGAAAACAUAAAUCUCUGUGAGAACGGACAGUGCCUCAACGUCCCGGGUGCAUAUCGCUGCGAGUGUGAGAUGGGCUUCACUCCAGCCUCAGACAGCAGAUCCUGCCAAGAAUUGGAGAUUCACAAUUUGAGUGACCUUUCUCUAAAACGGGAUCCUUACUAUGAUGAGGGCAACGUUAAGCGCCUGUGUUGCUCUGCAGACAACCGCGUGGGUAACUGCUACCUGAAGUUCGGUCCUCGGGGAGACGGGAGCCUUUCCUGCAACACGGAGAUCGGAGUGGGCGUCAGUCGCUCCUCCUGCUGCUGCUCUCUUGGGAAGGCCUGGGGGAACCCCUGCGAGACAUGCCCCCCUGUCAACAGCACUGAAUAUUACACCUUGUGUCCUGGAGGUGAGGGCUUCAGACCUAACCCUAUCACAAUCAUCUUAGAAGACAUAGAUGAAUGCCAGGAGUUACCAGGCCUCUGCCAGGGGGGAAACUGCAUCAACACUUUUGGGAGCUUCCAGUGCGAGUGCCCCCAGGGUUACUACCUCAGCGAGGAAACACGGAUCUGCGAAGACAUUGAUGAGUGUUUUUCACAUCCUGGUGUGUGUGGGCCUGGGACCUGCUACAACACCCUAGGAAAUUAUACCUGCAUUUGCCCACCUGAAUACAUGCAGGUCAAUGGAGGCCACAACUGUAUGGACAUGAGAAAAAGCUUUUGUUACCGAAGCUAUAAUGGAACCACUUGUGAGAAUGAAUUGCCUUUUAAUGUGACAAAGAGGAUGUGCUGCUGCACAUACAAUGUGGGCAAAGCUUGGAACAAGCCGUGUGAACCAUGCCCAACGCCAGGAACAGCUGACUUUAAAACCAUAUGUGGAAAUAUUCCCGGAUUCACCUUUGACAUUCACACAGGAAAAGCUGUUGACAUUGAUGAAUGUAAAGAGAUUCCAGGCAUUUGCGCAAAUGGGGUGUGCAUCAACCAGAUUGGCAGUUUCCGCUGUGAAUGCCCAACAGGAUUCAGUUACAAUGACUUGCUCCUGGUCUGUGAAGAUAUUGACGAGUGCAGCAAUGGCGAUAACCUCUGCCAGCGAAAUGCAGACUGCAUCAACAGUCCCGGCAGUUACCGCUGCGAGUGUGCUGCAGGCUUCAAACUCUCACCUAACGGCGCCUGUGUUGAUCGCAACGAAUGUUUAGAAAUUCCUAAUGUUUGCAGUCAUGGCUUGUGUGUUGAUUUGCAAGGAAGUUACCAGUGCAUCUGCCACAAUGGCUUCAAGGCUUCUCAAGACCAGACGAUGUGCAUGGAUGUUGAUGAGUGUGAGCGACAUCCAUGUGGAAAUGGAACCUGUAAAAACACUGUUGGAUCCUAUAACUGUCUCUGCUACCCAGGAUUUGAACUCACUCAUAAUAACGAUUGUCUGGACAUAGAUGAGUGCAGUUCCUUUUUUGGUCAGGUGUGCAGAAAUGGACGGUGUUUUAAUGAAAUUGGCUCCUUCAAGUGUUUAUGUAAUGAAGGCUAUGAACUUACUCCAGAUGGCAAGAACUGUAUAGAUACUAAUGAGUGUGUUGCCCUUCCCGGCUCUUGUUCUCCUGGCACCUGUCAGAAUUUGGAAGGAUCCUUCAGAUGUAUCUGCCCCCCAGGAUAUGAAGUCAAAAGCGAGAACUGCAUCGAUAUAAAUGAAUGUGAUGAAGAUCCCAACAUCUGUCUUUUUGGUUCCUGCACCAAUACUCCCGGGGGCUUCCAGUGCAUCUGCCCGCCUGGCUUCGUGUUGUCUGAUAAUGGACGGCGGUGCUUCGAUACUCGCCAGAGCUUCUGCUUCACGAACUUUGAAAAUGGAAAGUGUUCUGUACCCAAAGCUUUCAACACGACAAAGGCAAAAUGUUGCUGUAGUAAGAUGCCAGGAGAGGGCUGGGGGGACCCCUGUGAGCUGUGCCCCAAAGAUGACGAAGUUGCAUUCCAGGAUUUGUGUCCUUAUGGCCAUGGAACUGUUCCGAGUCUUCAUGAUACCCGUGAAGAUGUCAACGAAUGUCUCGAGAGUCCGGGCAUUUGUUCAAAUGGUCAGUGUAUCAACACAGACGGGUCCUUCCGUUGCGAAUGCCCCAUGGGUUACAACCUGGAUUACACGGGAGUACGCUGUGUGGACACUGAUGAAUGUUCCAUUGGCAAUCCAUGUGGAAAUGGUACAUGCACCAAUGUUAUUGGGAGUUUUGAGUGCAACUGCAAUGAAGGCUUUGAGCCAGGACCCAUGAUGAAUUGUGAAGAUAUCAAUGAGUGUGCCCAGAACCCACUGCUGUGCGCUUUCCGCUGCAUGAACACGUUCGGGUCCUAUGAAUGCACGUGCCCGAUUGGCUACGCCCUCAGGGAAGACCAGAAGAUGUGCAAAGACCUGGAUGAAUGUGCUGAAGGGCUGCAUGACUGUGAAUCCAGAGGCAUGAUGUGUAAGAACCUGAUCGGCACCUUUAUGUGCAUCUGCCCACCGGGGAUGACCCGAAGGCCGGACGGAGAAGGCUGCGUAGAUGAAAAUGAAUGCAGGACCAAGCCAGGAAUCUGUGAAAAUGGGCGUUGCGUCAACACUAUUGGGAGUUAUAGGUGCGAGUGUAAUGAAGGAUUUCAGUCAAGUUCCUCGGGUACUGAAUGCCUUGACAACCGACAGGGACUCUGCUUUGCAGAAGUACUGCAGACAAUGUGUCAGAUGGCGUCCAGUAGCCGAAACCUGGUCACAAAGUCAGAAUGCUGCUGCGAUGGGGGCCGGGGCUGGGGUCACCAGUGUGAGCUUUGCCCACUUCCUGGAACUGCCCAGUACAAAAAGAUAUGUCCUCAUGGCCCAGGGUACACUACUGAUGGACGAGACAUUGACGAAUGUAAGGUUAUGCCAAAUCUCUGCACCAAUGGUCAGUGCAUCAAUACCAUGGGGUCAUUCCGGUGCUUCUGCAAGGUUGGCUACACCACGGACAUCAGCGGCACCUCGUGUGUAGAUCUUGAUGAAUGUUCCCAGUCCCCGAAACCGUGCAAUUUCAUCUGCAAGAACGCCGAGGGGAGUUACCAGUGCUCAUGUCCGCGGGGAUACGUCCUGCAGGAGGACGGGAAGACAUGCAAAGACCUUGAUGAAUGUCACACCAAACAGCACAACUGCCAGUUCCUCUGUGUCAACACUCUGGGAGGUUUUACCUGUAAAUGCCCACCUGGUUUCACACAGCAUCACACUGCUUGUAUUGACAACAAUGAAUGUGGGUCCCAGCCUUCCCUUUGUGGAGCCAAGGGGAUCUGUCAAAACACCCCUGGAAGUUUCAGCUGUGAAUGCCAAAGAGGCUUCUCCCUUGAUGCCACUGGACUCAACUGUGAAGAUGUUGAUGAAUGUGAUGGAAACCAUAGGUGCCAACAUGGCUGCCAGAACAUCCUGGGAGGUUACAGAUGUGGUUGCCCUCAAGGAUAUAUUCAGCAUUACCAGUGGAAUCAGUGUGUCGAUGAGAACGAAUGCUCCAAUCCGAACGCCUGUGGCUCCGCUUCGUGCUACAACACCCUGGGGAGUUACAAGUGCGCCUGCCCCUCAGGCUUCUCCUUCGACCAGUUCUCCAGUGCCUGCCACGACGUGAAUGAGUGCUCGUCCUCCAAGAACCCAUGCAAUUACGGCUGCUCCAACACGGAAGGGGGCUACCUCUGCGGCUGCCCGCCCGGAUACUACAGAGUGGGACAGGGCCACUGCGUCUCAGGAAUGGGAUUUAAUAAAGGGCAGUACCUGCCCCUGGAUGCGGAGGUUGAUGAGGAAAACGCCCUGUCCCCGGAAGCAUGCUACGAGUGUAAAAUCAAUGGCUACUCUAAGAAAGACGGCAGACAGAAGAGAAGUGUCCAUGAACCUGAACCCACUGCUGUUGAACGGAUCAGCAUGGAGAGCGUUGACAUGGACAGCCCCAUGAAAAUGAAGUUCAACCUCUCUGGCCUUGGCUCCAAGGAGCACAUCCUGGAACUCAUACCUGCCAUCGAGCCCCUCAACAACCACAUCCGGUACGUCAUCUCCCAAGGAAACGACGACGGCAUCUUUCGCAUCCACCAAAGGAACGGGCUCAGCUACUUGCACACGGCCAAGAGGAAGCUGGUGCCCGGCACGUACACACUGGAAAUCACUAGCGUCCCUCUCUACAAGAAGAAGGAGCUUAAGAAACUGGAAGACAGCAAUGAGGACGACUACCUCCUAGGGGAGCUCGGGGAGGCUCUCAGAAUGAGGCUGCAGAUUCAACUCUAUUAACCCCUCACAGACUGGGUUUCGGGGGGCCAGCCCCUCCCUGCACGCAGCCUGCCUUCAGAAGCCUUUGAGAAAUCAAUGACUAAUUUUAAAGAGAAAAAAAAGACAACUUUUGUUUCCUUCCCUCCCUGUCUCAGACUUCAGAAUGUUGACCCUCACAGGGAGGGGAUAAUUUAGACUCUGAUGUGGCCAAAGAUUUGAAUACAAAGGCAACCGUGGUUACUGUAUUUUUUAGAUAACUUCACUUUAAAAUAUAUUAAAAAAAAAAAGAAAACUAAAUGUUCAAGAGAUCGGCAUAUGGCACUAAAUGCACAAAAAUAAUGUGAGCUUUUUUAUUUCCUGUUAGCAGUCUGUAACACUUUGGGUAUUUUGCUAUAGUUGCUAAUUAAAAAAAAAUAUAGAUGUUUAUUUAUUUUUAAUGCAGUAAUAUAUGGAGAAAUGAACAAACUAUGUAAACAAAAAGGGAAACUCACUUGUUUUUCUUUAGAUUUAUAAAUUUGAGCUAUUUCUUUUAGAGGUGCUUUUUAAAAAUUCAGUAGAUUCAAGAGAUGUUUCCUUUGGUUUCCUGCCAGUCGUCCAACUGGUACACAUCUGAUUAUUUUAAAGAAUGCCUCACAGAGCUGAAUGGGCAGAGGAACCAAUAAUUUAAAAGACGGAAAUGUCCUUCGAUCCUUUCUGAAGGAGAUCAAAGCCAGAGCAGCUCAUUGUGACGGUAUUUCACAUCAGCAGACACACCAGGCAACGACGAUGAAGCACAACACUGUAGCAAAAUACCUUGACUGCUUGUGAGACCAGUAGCGUUGCAGGCCAAACCGUACUGUAUUUCCUUCUCAGAACCUCAAGGAAGCACAUAUAUACCCACAACACCUCAUUCCUACCAGGGUGUGCUGCGGACUCGUGGUACUGUAGGCAGCUGAAGAACUGCCGUUCCUUGGGCAAGGAACACCUGGCAUUCUGUAGUGUUUGGUGCUGUCUUAGAUUAAUGGUGCAUUUAUUAUGUUCAAGCUAUUUCAGGAUUGCCAUAUGUGCAAACAAA
Hipposideros armiger (great roundleaf bat) is the source of this 10185-nucleotide messenger RNA. It is a transcript of the gene FBN2, whose product is annotated as fibrillin 2. The transcript is spliced from 63 exons. NCBI's taxonomy places the organism in Eukaryota, Metazoa, Chordata, Mammalia, Chiroptera, Hipposideridae. Gene Ontology annotation, molecular function: calcium ion binding. The coding region runs from base 570 to 9152 and encodes 2860 amino acids. The record is from RefSeq and is a predicted model, not a curated record.